Molecule: messenger RNA, 1059 nt
Organism: Schistocerca americana (American grasshopper)
Lineage: Eukaryota; Metazoa; Arthropoda; Insecta; Orthoptera; Acrididae
Product: cAMP-dependent protein kinase catalytic subunit 1-like
Exons: 1
Coding region: 1-1059 (352 amino acids)
Biological process (GO): peptidyl-serine phosphorylation
Cellular component (GO): nucleus; cAMP-dependent protein kinase complex
Molecular function (GO): ATP binding; cAMP-dependent protein kinase activity
Source: RefSeq, a predicted model, not a curated record
AUGAGUCUAAACACUGAAAGAGAUGAUUCAUUCCCUGUAAUUAAUGAUUAUGAAGAGUUCCUGAAAAAGUCAAAAACUCACUUUGAAAAUACCUUCAACAAGAAAGUAUCGACCACCAUGUCUAUUGAAGAGUUCAGUUGUAUAAGAACUCUAGGCACUGGUUCAUUUGGCCGUGUCAUGCUUGUCAGACAUAAGGGAUCUGGAAAUUAUUAUGCUAUUAAAAUUCUGGAUAAAUCAAGAAUCGUUAAACUAAGACAAAUAGAACAUACAUUAAAUGAGAAGAAGAUACUCCAGGCUCUCCGAUUCCCUUUUAUAGUUUACCUAGAAUAUUCUUUUAUGGACAGUAAUUAUAUUUAUUUUGCAAUGCCAUUUGUAUCUGGUGGUGAAAUGUUCUCUCUUCUCCGAAAGAGUGGAAAAUUUGAAGAAACACAGUCAAAAUUCUAUGCAGCGCAGGUAGUUUUGGCUUUAGAAUACAUGCAUUAUCUUGAUAUUAUUUAUCGUGACCUAAAACCAGAAAACAUUUUAAUAGACAGAUUUGGCUACUUAAAAGUUACAGACCUUGGUUUCUGCAAAGUUAUAAGUUCUAGAACAUGGACACUUUGUGGCACACCAGAAUACAUAGCUCCUGAAAUUAUUUUAAGUAAGGGAUAUGGCAUGGCUGUUGACUGGUGGUCCUUUGGUGUUCUUGUAUAUGAAAUGAGUGCUGGCUUUCCACCUUUCUAUGCCAAAGAGCCAAUGAAGAUUUAUGAGAAAAUACUAUCGGGCAAGUAUCGAAAUGCACCUUCUUUUGGUAGUGACAUUAAAGACCUUAUAAAAAACUUGCUUCAGGUUGAUGUUACCAGAAGGUUUGGCAAUCUUAAAAAUGGUGUUGAUGACAUUAAGAAUCACAGAUGGUUCAAUAGUAUUAACUGGAUGGAAAUCUUAAACAGAGAAAUCAAACCCCCAUAUGUACCAUCUUUAAAAUCUUCUGGGGAUUCAAGCAACUUUGACCAAUAUAGAGAGGAGCCUCUGAAGCAGUCGGGGACAGACAGAUAUGCAAGAGAGUUUAGAGAUUUCUAA